This is a messenger RNA of Morone saxatilis (striped sea-bass), 2721 nucleotides long. It is a transcript of the gene cdk6, whose product is annotated as cyclin-dependent kinase 6. Lineage: Eukaryota; Metazoa; Chordata; Actinopteri; Moronidae. Gene Ontology annotation, biological process: G1/S transition of mitotic cell cycle; regulation of G2/M transition of mitotic cell cycle; signal transduction. The record is from RefSeq and is a predicted model, not a curated record. Gene Ontology annotation, cellular component: cyclin-dependent protein kinase holoenzyme complex; nucleus; cytoplasm. Gene Ontology annotation, molecular function: cyclin-dependent protein serine/threonine kinase activity; cyclin binding; ATP binding.
GUUGUUUGAUGUGUGUACAGUCUCUCGGACUGACAGAGAAACCAAACUCACUUUGGUCUUUGAGCAUGUGGAUCAGGACCUGACCACCUACUUGGAGAAGGCCCCUGACCCCGGGGUACCACCUGAGACCAUCAAGGAUAUGAUGUACCAGCUGCUCCAGGGGCUUGACUUCCUGCACUCCCACCGCGUGGUUCACCGUGACCUGAAGCCCCAGAAUAUCCUGGUCACCAGCGGAGGGCAGAUAAAACUGGCAGACUUCGGUCUAGCCCGCAUCUACAGCUUCCAGAUGGCGCUCACCUCUGUGGUGGUGACACUGUGGUACAGAGCCCCAGAGGUGCUGCUCCAGUCCAGUUACGCCACGCCAGUUGACCUGUGGAGUGUUGGCUGCAUCUUCGCUGAGAUGUUCAGGAGAAGACCGCUAUUUCAAGGGAAAUCAGAUGUUGACCAGCUGGGAAAGAUUUUUGAUGGUGUUGGGGUACCUUCAGCAGAAGACUGGCCCCAGGAAGUGGCCCUACCACAGAGUGCCUUCACCCCCCGGCCCCCAAAACCAAUAGAGAACUUGGUUCCAGACAUGGACGAGCAAGGACGGGCCCUCUUAAUGCAAUUCCUCGCCUUCAACCCCUCCAGGAGGAUAUCAGCCUUCGCUGCGCUGAGCCACCCCUACUUUCAAAGUGUGGACAGCCACAGUAGAAGUGUGUAUGCGGCCCAGCCCAUCCCCAGCAACAAGCCCACUAUAGAGGAGAGAACUGCCUGACCGCCCUCCUCCACCCUUAAGCAUCCCAUGCAGUGUCUUUAAAAAAGUAUUCUGCAUACCCCGCCUCGGUGUUGUUCAUGUUUUUUAUUGUUUACAGCAUUAAAUCAAAGUGUGUUGAUUAAGCUUUUUUGACACUAAUCCUCAGAUAACUGUAAAAUGUCAAAGUAAAAAUAAAUCUGUAGAAAUAGAUAUCAUUUCAGUACAAAUAUAGUGUUUACCACAUCCAGGCAAUAUUUUGUAGAGGCACCUGUGACAUAAUUUACAGCCUUGAGUCUAUGUGGUUAUAACUGCAUCAGCUUAGCAUGUUUGGAUCACAUUGCUACAGCAUUAUGCUACCAUCAUCAGGCAUUACAUACCAUUAAGUUUCUUGGUCAAAAAGCUUGAUUUUGGUGUCCUCCCACCAUGGAGCCUUCUUUGGCUCCCACAUGGCUUUGGGCAAAUGCAAGCUGAAAUGUCAUGAGAUCUUUAAACAGUGGCGUUCUCUUUGCCAGUUAGCGAUGAAGCUAGAAAUGCACCCAGGCAGCAGUAGCUGUGGGCUCAGUUAGGGAACCGGGUACCUCCUUCAUUGUCCAUAGACCUCUUAAUGGCCUUCCUCACUAUUUCCUUGAAGAUGCCUGGCUCUAGACAGACUUGUACUCAAUGCUCAGUGCCUUCAGAUUUGACCGGUAUCCUUCCACUGAUUGGUACUUUUCACUAACCUUGUUGUAGAUUGUUUUCGUGUUUCUGUUUUCAUAGUGUAGGUUAUGCCAGCUGUAGGACCCUGCAGAUGCCGGUGCAUUUAGCUUUUAAUCGCAUCUUGACUACACACAGGUGAUCGCCAUUCUAUGUAUUAUUCUAACAGGCUGCACUAGUGAUAAAUGAAAGGUGUCAUAGUUAAGAGGGGUGAUUCUUAGGUUGUCAUUUCAAUCCAUUUGUUUUCUCUUUGACUUUAAAGAGACAUUUUUCUGAAGAUCAAGUGUCGAAAAAGCUUCAUCAACUGCGAUUCCGUGUUGUACGUAAAAACAAAAACAUGAAACAGACACAUGGGGUUUUUUAUACUUUUUAUGGCCAUUGUACAAAGCUCCAAUAAAGUACUCCUAAAGAGAGGGUAAAAAUAGUGUCGAGACAGACGACACCAACGUUCUCGGCCCCUGAAAAAUGCACAAAAGCUAUCCUUCCUUCCAUGAACUGAUGGAUUGUAAAUGCUGCUUUUAGGUUGUUAAAUGUUGACGAUUGACUGAUAACAAUGCAAAAGAGACUUGCAUCUCAGAUUGAAUGGUAGUAGUGGGCAGGCAGACUGCAGAGGCCUUUUUUUGAGCCUCGCAAGAACCCUCAUUACUUUGGGGUGGACCAGACCCUACAGGAGCUCGGAUGGACAGCAUGGACCUCACCUGCCCUUUUGUGCUUACUGUGGGUGUGUGCAGUGAGCAGAUACACAGUACAAGCACGCUCACAGAUAUGUACAACAUUUAGUGUGUGCACUACCACUGACAUUUAGCCACGCUCAUGUACACACCUACUUAUUGAAACAUUACUAGGCAUCACAAGCCAGCCACUCACUGCCAUGUUGUGACUUAUCAUUCCAGUUCUACGUGUAUUAUAUUACUGCCACCUUGAGGAUGUCCUGAGUAACUGCAGACCAGUAGCGGGAUUCUAAUGGUUUCUGCACUCUUCAAGGAACUCAUCAUAAUGGGCUGAUAUUAGUGCUGAGACAAUGAUGAAAGAAAUGUUCCUGCCACUCAUUUUAUGACUUGCUUUUAGUCUACCAUCAUGGGCUUUUUAUCAUUUUAAGAUACAAUUAUUAUUUACUAUCCAAAUGACUCAGUAAUGCACAGGCUUGCAAUAGGUGGAGGAAGUUCCACCAGCACUAGUCAACAUGAAUACAUUUGGCACAGAAUAGUGUGGCCAAUAUUCUGUAUUUAAGUUUAAUUUUAUUGACAAGUCUUAUAUGCUUGUUUUUAUCAAGUUGUUACUUGAUUUUUUUUUUU